CUCAUUCUUUGACUCUCCUUUGAAAUUUCUAGUCGAAGGCUUUCCCUAUCCUUCGAUUUAGGGUUUCCGAUUUCGUUUUUUUUGAGCUUUUCUCGCUCCCCCCCCUCUCAUCACUUUUUUUUUUGUUUCUUUCCUCUUUUGCCUCCUUUUCUUCUCCUUCCGCCAUGAUUCCUUCUUCCGUUAGAUUCCGAAAUGAUCAUGAUCUGUAUGCUUAAUCAGGUGAAUGUUGUUGCUCUUGUGCUUGGGGAUCGCUUAAGAUUUCCCUGGUGUUUACGCGUUUUGUCAUGGUGAGUACUCAACAACGCACCGACGAUGGUUCUGGUUCCUCUCCACCAGUGGUAAAAGCUCUUCUUAAGAGCUAUGGAAUCACGAAACCACUUUCCGUUGCUGGUCCUUGUGCGGCUGAUGUUAAGCGUAAUUUCGAACUGGAGAAGUUCCUGGUUGAUGAGGGGCUCUAUGAGAACAAGGAAGAAGCUAUGCGAAGAGAGGAAGUUCUGGUGCGCAUUGAUCAGAUUGUAAAACACUGGGUGAAACAGUUAACUCGGCAGAGAGGCUAUACGGAGCAGAUGGUGGAGGACGCAAAUGCUGUCAUUUUCACUUUUGGAUCUUACCGACUUGGAGUACACGGACCUGGGGCUGAUAUUGAUACUUUGUGUGUUGGCCCAUCUUAUGUUAACAGAGAGGAGGAUUUCUUCAUUAUCUUGCGUGGUAUAUUGGCUGAAAUGGAAGAAGUGACUGAGCUUCAACCUGUUACCGAUGCCCAUGUCCCAGUUAUGAAAUUCAAGUUCCAAGGAAUAUCAAUUGAUCUUCUGUAUGCUAGCAUAUCGCUUCUAGUUGUCCCACAGGAUCUGGAUAUUUCCAACUCUUCUGUGCUGUGUGACGUGGAUGAACAAACUGUCCGCAUUCUUAAUGGUUGUAGGGUUGCUGAUCAGAUUCUUAAACUCGUUCCAAAUUCCGAGCACUUCCGGACAACAUUACGAUGCCUAAAGUACUGGGCUAAAAAGCGUGGGGUUUAUUCAAAUGUUACUGGAUUUCUUGGUGGUGUAAACUGGGCACUUCUGGUUGCACGCCUGUGCCAGCUUUAUCCAAAUGCUAUUCCUAGUAUGUUGGUUUCUCGAUUUUUUAGAGUAUAUACUCAAUGGCGCUGGCCAAAUCCAGUCAUGCUUUGUACGAUAGAAGAAGAUGAGCUUGGCUUUCCUGUCUGGGACCCACGAAAAAAUCAUCGUGACCGUUAUCAUCUUAUGCCAAUAAUAACUCCUGCGUACCCAUGCAUGAAUUCUAGUUACAAUGUAUCUCAAAGCACUCUUCGUGUUAUGACAGAGCAAUUCCAGUUUGGUAACACGAUCUGUCAGGAGAUUGAGUUAAAUAAACAACACUGGAGGUCCUUAUUUGAGCAAUAUAUGUUCUUUGAGGCAUAUAAAAACUACCUUCAGGUUGAUGUACUAGCUGCAGAUGCCGAAGAUUUAUUGGCGUGGAAAGGUUGGGUGGAGUCACGGUUCAGGCAGCUGACCUUGAAGAGGGCAGACGGAUUUGGUGGCCAAGAAUGUCAGCAGUUUGAUAUACGUGGAACAGUGGACGAGUUCAGGCAAGAGGUAAACAUGUAUAUGUUUUGGAGACCUGGGAUGGAUGUGUAUGUUUUUCAUGUUCGAAGACGACAGCUUCCAUCUUUUGUUUUCCCAAAUGGAUAUAAAAGGCCUCGUCAACCAAGGCACCAUAAUCAACAAUGCAGAGUACCUGGUGAGGAGGGCGUUGGUUCUUUGUCCAACUCUGUUGAGAGUUAUGCGAAGAGAAAGAACGAUAAUGAAACUAAGGAUACCAGGCCAGAGAAAUAUGAGAAGCGUGCAUCUCGUAGUCCACAUAGUGUGGAUGUAGUUUCUCCUGAAAGCAGUGCUAUCACUUCUGGUUGGACUCCUCAGAUUGGCAUUGUGCCAGGUUCUAGAGCUGAAUGCUUAGUAACUGGAGAUCUUGUUUGCAGUGUUAGAAGUCUUCCUAUUGUGGAAGUUGAGGCUGAAAAAAUUAUUAAUAAAACCACUGAACUUAUAGAGUAUUCUAAAAAUGAGCAUAACUCUGGUAGCGAGCAAUUCCUGGAAGUAGAUGAUAAAACUCUAGUUCAAGGUUAUCAUGACCUGGCUAGGCCUGUAGGAAAACAUGUAAGACCUAACCCUGGUGCUGUGCUAGCGUGUGAAGGUGGGCUGAAUAAAGAAAUAACUUGUGAUAUGGGCUCUGAAUCAAUCAAUGACACUGACAGUGACAGUCAACAUCUUCCAAGGCGACAGAAUCUAAAAGAGGAUGUUUAUAAGGUUGAGAUGGAAACCAAGUCGGGAGAAAUUGCUGAUGAGGUUUUGCUGAAUGGAUACUGUGAGCGGAAUUUUGAUCAUGAGUCAAAUCCUCUGUUCAGCGGGAUGGGGAAGCUGGAAGCAAGAGCUAGGUCAGAAUCUUUGCAGAAUGCAAUGAUGAGGCAUGUGUUUUUGCAACCCAUUACUGCUUUUUGCCAACCAUGAUCUCUUUUUACUCUUGUUUUGGUACUUUUUAUAGCAGCAGGAGGUUGAGCUUGAAGUCCAUAGUGUGAGAGAGGUCUCCGCAAUUGCAACGACAGCUGGAAGUGAAGAAAAAUUAAAAGAAAAAACACAAAAAUAAAUAACAAGAAUCAGAGCAACCUAGUGUUUACUUUGGACGACAGCUUCAGAACUCGACACUAUUGGUAAGUGCACCUAAUUAUGAAUACUAGACGCUUAGAAAGGAAAAGAAAAAAAAAAAAAGAAGAAAGGAAAACAAAAAAAUGGUAACAACUUUUUAAAUAAUGUGUUUGUUGAAUACUUCUUGGUGGGAUUGUGAGUAUCCAAAAUCCAAACUCUGGGAAGAGUGAGCUUAAAUAAUGAGUGUGGGAUGCAAAAGACAAGCAUUGUUCGAUACUAUGCUCUAGGUAAGAUCCGGAGCUGUGCUUUUGUCUGAAAGAUGGAAGAUUUCGAAGAAGAAGCCAUUGAGAUAACCAUAGAACAGGGCAACUGAAUUAAUGUAUCUGUGUGUAUCUGAGUGCCUAUUCAGGUUAUUUCACUCUUGUUUCUGUAUUGACAUUUGGGAUCUUUCAAUGUUAUACGAUUCUAUGCAUAAAAUUAUCGCCUU
Molecule: messenger RNA, 3123 nt
Organism: Camelina sativa (false flax)
Lineage: Eukaryota; Viridiplantae; Streptophyta; Magnoliopsida; Brassicales; Brassicaceae
Source: RefSeq, a predicted model, not a curated record